UUGAAAUGGUAUCUUGGUGAGCGAGUGUUUACAAAUUGAGGAGAUCAAAGUACUUUGUUGACUAUUUAUGGUGUUUGACUUUCAACAUUUUCUCAGUGUUCGAAUAUAUUUUCUUAAAAUUGACAGUUAUUUUGUACAAUCGAUCGAAAAAUGAAAAGUGGCAGAGACGUAGUUAGUGUAAAGAAGGAACCGGAAGAUAGUUGGUCAGAUGCAGGUGGCGAUACUAAUUUCGAUUCCAUGGACUUUUACCAAGUCAAAAACUAUGGAACAUCCUCACAUCUUAACAGAUCGGUAAAUUACAUGAAUGAGGAUAUUGUCUCAAACCAGAAGUCGGAUGAAAGUAUAUCUAUUGAAGUUGAAUGCCAAGAUGUAAAGCUUGAACCUCCAUCUCCAUUGAAAAGCAUCUGCACAUCUGAUUAUGAAAGUUGCUUAUCUAUCGUGAAAUUAGAAAACGGAAAUCAGACAGAUGACACAAGUGGAAAAAAAUAUAUUGAUUUUAAUAGCAAACAUUUCAAAAAUGAGAAGUUGAGUCAUUCGCCUAGAGCGAACGCAGAAAAAAAGAAACAAACGAAUUACUUGAAUGGAAAAAGCCUAAUAAUUUUGAUUAAAAAAAACUUUGAUUAUCGUAAUAAUUGUCUAUUUCAAGAAAUCUCUCAAUUGCAACUUGACGAACUCAAGGAUGUGAAAAUAGUUGAAAAAAGAACACAUACUAAAUUAUCGCAUAAUUAUAAAGUAUGUAAAAAAACGUACAACAAAGAAGCGAGUCUAAAAAGACAUAGCAGUACAAAAAAUAGUAGAUGUAGACUAUGCGAAAGUCGUAAUGGUCACAAGUUAUAUGGUCAAAAUACCCUCCGAAAGCACAUGAUGACGAAUCGAUUCGAAUGUGAUAUUUGCCACAAAUCAUUUACAAGUAAUCGUCAUCUUAAAAAUCACAUGAAUGAGGUACAUAAUCACAGCAAACCAUACGAAUGUAAUAUUUGUAGCAAGUCAUUUGGUCGCAUUGCAACUCUCAAAAGGCAUACAAUUACAGUACACGAUUGCCAAAAACCAUUCAAAUGUGACACUUGUCACAAAUCGUUUGGACAAAAAAGUCACCUUCAACGUCACGAGAAUGAAGUACACGAUCGUAGCAAACCCUUCGAAUGUGAGAUUUGCCACAAAUCAUUUGGAGAAAAGAGUAAACUCAAACGGCAUAAAUUGAACGUACAUGAUCGGAGCAAACCCUUUGAAUGUAACAUUUGUCUCAAAUCAUUUGGACAAAAGUAUAAUCUCAAUAGACACAUCGAUAAAGUACACAAUCAAAGUAAACUCUUUGAAUGUGAGAUUUGUCAUAAAUCAUUUGGAUACAAAUGUGUUCUUAAAUAUCACAUAAAUAAGGUACAUAAUCACAGCAAAAUGUGAUAUUUGUAGCAAAUUAUUUGGUCGCCAUGCAACUUUCAAAAGGCAUACAAUUACAGUACACGAUCUCCAAAAACCAUUCAAAUGUGACAUUUGUCACAAAUCAUUUGGAAUGAAAGAUUACCUCAAAAGGCACAUAAUAACGGUACAUAGUCAAAGUAACCUUUGAAUGCGAGAUUUGACAUACAUCAUUUGGACAUAAAUAUCACCUCCAAUUUCACAUAAAUGAAGUACACAAUUCAUGUAAAUCUUAAAAGCGUAAGAUUUGUCCAGAUAUAUUUGAACUCCAUGAAGAUUUCUACAAUCACGUGAAAACGUCAAGUACUGUCGUAAAAUCAAAUUUUUGUAAUAAAAAGUAAAAUAUUUCAAGCUACCAUUCAUUUUGUCGUGAUUGUGAAAAAUUUUUUACUCAUUAUUUGUACAUAAAUUAAAAAUUUUAAUAAU
Messenger RNA from Trichogramma pretiosum, 1842 nucleotides. RefSeq names its product zinc finger protein 583-like. Gene Ontology annotation, cellular component: nucleus. Gene Ontology annotation, biological process: regulation of transcription by RNA polymerase II. NCBI's taxonomy places the organism in Eukaryota, Metazoa, Arthropoda, Insecta, Hymenoptera, Trichogrammatidae. Gene Ontology annotation, molecular function: DNA-binding transcription factor activity, RNA polymerase II-specific; RNA polymerase II transcription regulatory region sequence-specific DNA binding. The coding region runs from base 151 to 1401 and encodes 416 amino acids. The transcript is spliced from 3 exons. The record is from RefSeq and is a predicted model, not a curated record.